Messenger RNA from Candidozyma haemuli, 1155 nucleotides. RefSeq lists its product as uncharacterized. Gene Ontology annotation, molecular function: magnesium ion transmembrane transporter activity. Gene Ontology annotation, cellular component: mitochondrial inner membrane. Bases 1 to 1155 code for a protein of 384 amino acids. The record is from RefSeq and is a predicted model, not a curated record. The transcript has 2 exons. Gene Ontology annotation, biological process: mitochondrial magnesium ion transmembrane transport. Lineage: Eukaryota; Fungi; Ascomycota; Pichiomycetes; Serinales; Metschnikowiaceae.
AUGCUUGGUUUUAGAUUCUUGGGUAUUUCUACUAGGAGGCUUCCUUCUUUGGUUGCUGGCAGUCUGCUUCGACGUUUUACUUCCACUCCUACACGACUAGAAGAUCUCUUCAAUGAUGUCUUCAUCACCAACACUCUACGAACGAACAAGCUGGAAAACGAAUAUGUGAAAUGUACGAUAUACGACAGCAAAGGUAAUAUGGUUUGCCAUGGCAAGAAUAUCAGGAAAGCAAAGUUUAUGCGUGAUUAUGGCCUUCUUUCUCGAGAUCUACGGAAGGUUGUCAGGUCACAUUCUCCAGGAACACGGACUUCAGGAAUGAAGGCAAACGUGGAGUUUGUGCCGCUGCUCGUUACAAGAGACGGAAGUAUUUUGUUGAAUCUAUUGAACAUCAGGGCCCUCAUUCGCCACGAUACUUUGGUGGUCUUUGAUGCUCCCACAACCACAUUUUCACCUUCAUCAAGGUUUCAUGAAUCUCACUCUCAUGGCCUUUUUCUUCAAGAGUUGGCAAAGAGACUUAAAACUGAUCACCCAGAUGCUCCCAAACUACCUUAUGAAUUCAGAGCUCUUGAGGCCAUUCUAAUAGACGUUACUUCGAACCUCAAUACCGAGCUCAAGGUCCAUAAAACGGUGCUAUCCAAUAUUCUAGCAAGUCUAGAUAAUUCGAUCGAAAGAACAAGACUUCGUUACCUUCUCAUCCAGUCCAAGAAACUAGCUCAAUUUUAUCAGAAAGCCAAGUUGACAGGUGAUUUGUUGGAUGAUUUGUUGAAUCAGGAUGAUGAGCUAAAUGCUUUAUAUCUUACCGAGAUUGAACAAGGACGUCCGAGGUACUCGUUUAACCAUCAAGAGGUAGAACUCUUGCUCGAGUCUUAUUAUACCACAAUCGAUGAGAUUGUCCAGACGAGUCAAAAUCUCAUUUCUCAGAUAAAAACAUCAGAGGAAAUCAUCAAAUUUGUGUUGGAUGCUAAUAGAAACGAUUUGAUGUUACUUGGUUUACGAUUCUCCAUCGGUUUACUUUCCAUGGGUGCCGUUCUUUACGUUGCGGCCUUGUAUGGUAUGAACUUGGAGAACUUCAUUGAAGAAAUCGACGGCGGCUUUGAGGCCGUUGUCGUCUUUGGCCUGAUUGCCAUCUUAGACAGGUGCAAAAAAUCACAAUGA